Molecule: messenger RNA, 3121 nt
Organism: Ectocarpus siliculosus
Lineage: Eukaryota; Phaeophyceae; Ectocarpales; Ectocarpaceae
Source: the annotation of a GenBank genome assembly
AUGGCUUCCACCACAACUGCUGCCGGUGCAGGCAGUGACGGUGGUGGUGAUGGUGGUGGUGGUGGUCCGAAGGCCCUCGAACCCGGCGCCAAGAACAACGAGGUCAAGUUCGGGAAGCACCUGGCCUCGAGCGACAAGCGAGUGCGCGACCGCACGGUGGGCGCGCUGCGGGAGUGGCUCCGCCAGCGAAGCAGGGGGGGGAGCCUGACCGACUUGGACUUGCUCAAGAUCUGGCGCGGGCUAUGGUACUGCAUGUUCAUGUGCGACAAGGCUCCCGUCCAGCGAGAGCUCGCCGAGAACCUGGCCGGCCUGCUUCGCCUCUUCAAGGACGACCGGGCUGAGGGUGUGCGCUUCUUCAAGUCCUUCUGUGUCACUAUGCAGCGCGACUGGGAGCGUAUCGACAACCUCCGGAUCGACAAGUACUACACCCUGGUGCGGGUGUUCGUCCGAGAGGCGCUGGCCUUCUGUUGCCUCCCCCCCCCGGCCGUGGAAGGCCAGCCCAAGCAAAAGAAAAAGAAGAAGGGCAAGAAGAACUCUCCAGCGGAAGAGGCAGAGACGUCCGCUAAGGCCGGCGGCGUGUGGGACCUAGGCCUCCUCGGCGCAAUGUCGGACGUAAUGGAGGUCGAAGUCCUUACGCUGCGCCCGGCCCCGAUCGGCCUGAGGCUCCACCUCGCGGACGUCUGGGCGGAGGAGGCGUGCAACGCGGGGGGCGCGGACAUGCCCACAGAGGCGUUUCUGGUGGCGCUGGCGCCGUGGCUGAGGGUGGCCGCGGAACCAGAGACGAAUCCGGUGGUGUUCCGGAGAACCUUUGAAGGGGUGUUCGAGGGACUCCUGGGGUUGUUCCCGGAAGAUAAGGAUGGGAUGGAAGAGGAGGAGGAGGAGAAGAAGGUGUUUGCGGCGGUGGAGUUGGACCGGGUGCAGGCGUGCUUGUUCGAGGUGGCCGCAGCCCCGCAGACCCGGGAUAAACGCCGCGUGAAGCUGUACGAACUCCACCGCCGCUAUCAGAAGCGUACGGGGGUGACGCCCGACGCUACCGCGCCUCCCAGCGGCAUUCUUCCCCUCCCUGAGGAGUCUGACGAUGAUGAGGAGGAGGAGGGAGGGGGCGACGGGGAAUACGACGGCGAGUACGUCGAGGCCGGCGCGAGGCUGCGCGCGGCGAGGGGACCAGAGCCGGCGGUGGCGGGUUGGGUGGCUGCCGGAAUCGCCUCCGGCGCCAUCAGCUCGGAGGAGGGUGGAGAAGAGGGGGGUGGUAAGAAGGCCAAGAAGAGGAGGAAGAGGAGCGGCAGCGAGGACGAUGAGGCGGAGGUAGACGGCGGUGGCGAGAAGAAGAAGAGGAGGAGCGGGGAGGAGGAAGAGGAGGAGGCUAGCGCCAAGAAAAGGCAGAAACAAUCGAGAGGUUCGGUCGAGAAGGACAGCGGGGAGGUCGCUGACGCUGAGGCGCCGGCGGCUACCCGUGCGGGAGUCGAAGCCGGGGCAGAUGCUGAAGCGGGGGCCGUAACCCCUGGCAAGAAGAGCGCCAAGAAGCGCAAGAAGGUAGAGGCCUCUCCGCCGGGGGGUGCCUCCAACGGCGCCGUGACGGGGGAGGGGACGGUGGUGGCGGCGGCGGCCAACGGCGACGGCGUGUCGUCUCCCCCUUCGAGCAGCAAGCGCAAGAAGAAGAAGAAGCGCAGGGGCUCGGCCGAUGGUGUGGCGACGGUUGCCGAUGACGAUGCGGCCGCCGCCGCUUUGUCAACGGUAACAGCAGCAACUCCGGAAGCGGAGGCAGCAGCUGCCAACGGCGACGGCGUAUCGUCUCCCCCUUCGAGCGGCAAGCGAAAAAAGAAAAACAAGGGUAGGGUCUCGGCCGAUGGUGUAGCGGCGGAUGCUGGUGACGAUGCGGCCGCCGCUGUGUCAACGGCAACAGCAGCAGCUCCGGAAGCGGAGUCAGCAGCCCCGGCCGACGUAGUAGCGGAGAGUCCUUCCUCGAGCAAGAAGAAGAAGAAGGGCAAGGAGGAGGAAAAGGUGGCGACGCCUGAUGCGGGAGAGUCGGAGACCACCCCCGAGGAUGAUGCAACAACCACCCCAGACUCGUCGUCAGAGAAGAAGAAGAAAAAGAAAAAGAAGAAGCGGCCUUCCCUCGAAGCGGUAGCGUCGCCGACACCCCUCCCCGGAAACACCGCCUCCGAAGAGGUUUCGGCGCCGUCCUCGGGUUCGUUCCAAACCCCGCCGAAGAAUGCCGGGGGCGGCGGCGGCGGCUCCUCUAGCAAGAAGAAGAAGAAGAAGAAGAGCCCGGCAGCCGGCGAGAGCGCGAGGAAGACCGUAACUUUCGGGGCCAACAUGGCGAAGGAACACCAAAAGUCGGUAAAGGACUUGAAGACGCGGGUUAUCACACCCUCGAAGGACGCUGGAACUCCCCAAAAGGGGCUCUUGAAGGUCGGCGGGGGGGGGUCCGGGGUCAAGCUCAUGAAACCUGCGGCAGGGCGAAAGGAUACCCCGUACGCCGGCAAGAAGAAGGCCUCCGAUUAUUUCUAGUGUGAAAGGGCGGGGUGUAGUCAUUGCCGUGCAUGCCGUGGUCGUAGGCCAUUGACCUCGCAUCCCUGCAAAGCAAAGCAGGGACGGAGUAGAGGAGGGGGCGCAAACCGGGGUAUUGGGGUGUAGAGAUACGUUGGACAGCUGGUGUGAAGUUUCCAGCAGUGAUGAUGCAGAUCCGCCCUCUCGGUGAAAAGUGUGCUACGGUGUUCGUUGUUUUUUGUUAUCCUUCUUUUCCGAUGUUCUGACUUUUGAAUCUCUCUCACACGUGGGCGGGCCUGGCUGUGCUGUUGGCUCUGCCUUUUGGUGUAUUUUAGUCGUUGUUCGAUCCUGCAAACCGUAUUUAUUGAUCACUUCGCCUACUUUAUCAUGCCAAGGAACCAGCUUAAAUGGCGUGGACCGAUUUUCCUCGGGAUUGAAUAUCAGCGCAGUUCCUCGAACGUGAUGGCCCCCUUCUCUUCUCCGUUGGUAGUAGUAGGUGAACGUGUCGCUUGGUGACUUGUUGAUGGACCUGUUGAGCAAAAUGACGUUCCGAACACAGCGCGGGCUGUAGGCAAAACGGUUUGGCACACAACAGCAGGAACAUGACACACAAUACACGGAGCAACGAGCG